Messenger RNA from Macadamia integrifolia, 3907 nucleotides. Its product is annotated as kinesin-like protein KIN-12F. NCBI's taxonomy places the organism in Eukaryota, Viridiplantae, Streptophyta, Magnoliopsida, Proteales, Proteaceae. The transcript is spliced from 16 exons. Gene Ontology annotation, molecular function: ATP binding; microtubule motor activity; microtubule binding. The record is from RefSeq and is a predicted model, not a curated record. The coding region runs from base 150 to 3725 and encodes 1191 amino acids. Gene Ontology annotation, biological process: microtubule-based movement.
CCCACUUCUCAUUUCUCAACGUCUCUCUCUCUUCUUCCCUCUCUCACCCAUUCGAACCUCUCGAACCUCUCUCCCUCCUCUCUUCAGUCAAUCACUGCUAAUCUGCUGUCGAUCGAUAGGGUCUGCUUCAUCGUCAGAGUUUGGAAACAAUGAAAGGGGACAAAGUGAAUGCAGAAAACCAUUUCUUGGGAAGCAUUUCAGCCCAGUCGAUCCGUAACCUUUUUCCUAGAUCCGCCUCUCAUAAGCAGAAGAUGAAGUCCAGCCUUUCAAAAUCAAAAUCCGGAGGAGAAAACACUCCACGGCCAGAUCCCAAUGUUCAACACAUCAUUACUUGCCCAAUCUCCCCUGUGGUUGCCAAAAAAUCACUGUCAAAAUCGGUGACUUUCCAGAAAGAGAGCUCCCGAUCUGAAGUUCAAGAAGAAGCUAGGCUUCCCUCUGAUCCGUCAGUUAAGGUUGUAGUGAGAAUCAGGGCAGAUAUUGGGCAAGAAAAACAAAAAGCUUUGGCUAUUCGGAGGGUUUCUUCCAAUUCAUUAUCAGUUGGAGACCGAUUAUUUAGCUUCGAUGAUGUUGUUGAUUCAAGUUCUUCUCAGGAAGAAUUUUUUAAGUUAGUAGGCGUACCACUAGUGAAAAACUCAUUGGCAGGUUUCAACACUUCUAUUUUGUCAUACGGUCAGACGGGAAGUGGGAAGACUUACACCAUGUGGGGUCCACCGAGUGCCAUGGUUGAAGGCCAUUCCUCUUCUACUCACCAGGGCAUUGUCCCUCGAGUUUUUCAGAUGCUGUUCUCUGAAAUACGUAGAGAGCAAGCGAAUUCUGAGAAGCAGAUAAAUUACCAAUGUCGUUGUUCUUUUCUAGAGAUAUACAACAAUCAGAUUGGUGAUUUACUUGAUCCAACACAACGGAACCUUGAGAUAAGGGAUGAUGCCAAGAAUGGAUUCUGUGUUGGGAAUCUAACUGAGGAAUAUGUGACCAACUAUGAGGAUAUAACACAAAUAGUGAUUAAGGGACUUUCAAACAGAAAGGUUGGCGCAACGAGUAUAAAUUCCAAGGGCUCUCGAUCUCAUAUUGUUUUCACUUGUGUUGUUGAUUCCUGGAGCAAGGGUACCUCGUCAAAAUGCUUCAAAAGCUCAAAGACAAGCAGAAUCAACCUCAUUGAUCUUGCUGGAUCAGAAAGAAAUAAACUUGAUGAUGCUGGUAGACAGUAUGUAAAGGAAGGCAAACAUGUAAAGAAGUCUCUAUCACAGCUUGGGAAAUUGGUGAAUAUUCUGGCAGAAGAUGCUCAAUCAGGAAAAUCUCAAAAUAUCCCAUACAGAAAUUCCUGUUUAACACACUUACUAAGGGAAUCACUCGGUGGCAAUGCCAAACUCACAGUUAUUUGUUCCAUUUCUCCAGAUGACAGAUGCAGAGCUGAAACACUGAGCACAUUAAGAUUUGGACAGCGAGCAAAAGCAAUUCAGAAUAUGCCAGUGAUAAAUGAAAUAACAGAGGGCGAUGUUAAUGGUCUGAGUGAUCAGAUACGUCAAUUGAAGGAAGAACUUAUAAAAGCAAAGUCAGAUGCAUACUGCUCAAUUGAGACAAAGAGGGGAUACUUUAAAGGACAAAAUGCGCGUGAUAGCUUGAACCAAUUGAGGUUAAGUAUAAACCGUUCUUUGAUCUUACCCCACAUAGAUAAUGAUAUUGAGGACGAUAUAAAUGUUGAUGAGAAAGAUGUGAGGGAACUGAGAGACCAGCUGGACAUUGUGCAUAGUUCCUGCAAGAACGAUUCAAGAGAGCCACCUGACGACAAAGAUUGCAUCCAGUUCUCUUCCGUGGAAGAAAGUUCUGAGCUUGACAUUUCCAGUGAACUGAUAGAAGAAAGCGAAAUUGAAGAACUACCUUCUGGUGAAAAUGAUGGGUAUGUGGAGAACUUUCUUGCUUGCCCGGAAACUGCAAGUAUCACUAACUCUGCAAUUAGCAGUCUUUUAAUCAGACCAGGCCAACUAUCUCCAGUCCUUGAAGGCCCAACUUUGUCUGAAUCACCUAAAAUUGCGGACACCUUAAAGAAAAGCAUACCCGCCUCAUCAAACCUUCUUGCCAGUCAGAAUUGUGGGACAGAGAAUCCUAAGUUCAAUCCAGAUGUCCAAAGACAAUCACUUAAAGUAACUUAUCAUAAGCACUCUUCUUUGCGGUCAAGCAAGAUAUUUGCAGGCCCCACAGAGUCCUUGGCUAACAGCCUUCAGAGGGGCUUGCAGAUUAUUGACUAUCAUCAGAGAAUCUCAGCGUCAAAUAAAUCUUCAGUUUCCUUAUCAUUUGAACAUUUGACACUGAAACAAUUUCAAGCAGUAGAAAAGGAUGAUGCUGGAGUUCAGAAUGAGCCAGAAGUGCAAAAUCUGGAGACACAAAAAUCUGCUUCUUUCCUGUGUACAUCUUGCAAAAGAAUGGGAUUCAGUGGCUCUAGUCAAGUCCAGGAUAGCUUCAACACGUGGAUUGUCCCAUUUAAUGGAGCAGUGCCUCAUGAGGGGCCUAAAGAUGCUGAAAAGCUUUUGGAAGAAGCCAGAAAGAGGGAGAAGGAUCUUGAAAGCCUUUGUGCAGAACAAGCAUCUAAAAUUAAGCAACUAAAUUGUCUGGUUGAGCAAUACAGAUGUGAGAGAGAAAAUAAUUCCAUCGUGCGACAAAGUCAGGAGAUUGAAACUUGUCAGGUUAAGCCCUUGGAAAAUGAAGUUGUACCAAGUGAGGAACUCGAAACUGGUGGUUGCUCAUUGUUAGAGAACAAAAUCAAGCUUCAGGAAGAGUUGGAUCCUGAGUACAGAAAUACAUUCUUUAGCACGAGUGAGAGGGAAGUGCUUCUGAAGCAAAUUCAAAGUUUACGAAGCCAGUUGCAGUCAUUUAUGGAUGCAGCUUCUAAUGAGCCCUCUGAAAAAAAGAAUAGCUUUCACUCAUUGUCACUUAUUGCGGAUACGCAAGGUAAGAGUGAGGAAGAAAUUGAGAAGGAAAGGCAGAAGUGGACAGAGAUGGAAAGUGAGUGGAUUUCAUUAACUGAUGAGUUAAGAAUUGAUCUCCAAGCAAACCGUCAGCAUGCAGAAAAGGUCGAGGCAGAGUUGAGAAUGGAGAAGAACUGCACGCAGGAGUUGGAUGAUGCACUGAGCAGGGCCGUCCUUGGCCAUGCUAGAAUUAUUGAACACUAUGCAGAACUGCAAGAGAAGCAUAAUGAAUUGCUUGAAAAACAUAGAAGAAUCAUGGAAGGAAUUGCAGAGGUGAAGAAGGCAGCUGUAAAGGCAGGAGGCAAGGGUAAUGCACGCUUUGUCAAAUCACUUGCUGCAGAGCUCUCAGCGUUGAGAGUAGAGAGGGAAAGAGAAAGGGAACAACUGAAGAAAGAGAACAGAAGUCUUAGAAUUCAACUUAGAGAUACUGCAGAAGCAGUUCAUGCAGCUGGAGAACUCCUUGUGAGGCUGAGAGAGGCAGAGGAAGCUGCAUCAAUUGCAGAAGAGAACUCUACAAGAGCUCAGGAAGAGAUUGAGAAGUUAAAGAAGCAAAUGGAGAAAGUGAAGAGAAAGCACAAGAUGGAGAUGGUCACAAUGAAACAGUAUCUUGCAGAGAGCCGGUUGCCGGAAUCUGCAUUGCAACCACUAUACCAUCAGGAUUCUGAUUUAGCUGAUCACUACUCCUCAACAGCAUUUCCCAAUGAUGAUCAAGCAUGGAGAGCUGAAUUUGGACCAAUAUUUCAGGACUGCAGAGACCUGCAGUAGAGUUAACAAGCACAACAGAACACAGAAAAAAAAACUAAUGCAUGGAAGGGACCCUACUUGGGUCCAAAUCACAUGCAUAGAAGUCCCAAAUUUUUGGCUUUCAUUUGGUUCACUGUGGUGGUAUUUGCAUUUCUUUUGAUUGUUUCAGAUUCUCUAAAUAAUGAUAUCUUAUUUUUACCUUA